CCGGACUCCCUCCCCAGCCAGCCCGUCCUCCCGGAGGAGAAGGCGCCGCGGAGACAGCCCGGGAGGGGGCCUACCUUCCCCAGGGCUGGCAUCAUGUCGGCAGCGCAGGUGUCCUCGUCCCGGAGACAAUCUUGCUACCUGUGCGACCUGCCCCGCAUGCCCUGGGCCAUGAUCUGGGACUUCUCGGAACCCGUGUGCCGCGGCUGCGUCAACUACGAGGGCGCCGAUCGCAUCGAGUUCGUGAUCGAGACAGCGCGGCAGCUCAAGCGGGCGCACGGCUGCUUCCAGGACGGCCGCUCCCCGGGGCCGCCGCCGCCCGUGGGGGUCAAGACGGUAGCCCUGUCCGCCAAGGAGGCGGCAGCGGCGGCGGCGGCGGCUGCUGCAGCGGCCGCGGCGCAGCAGCAGCAGCAGCAACAGCAGCAACCGCAGCCUCCGCAGCAGCUCAACCACGUCGACGGCUCCAGCAAACCCGCGGUGUUAGCGGCUCCCGCCGGCCUGGAGCGCUAUGGCCUGAGCGCGGCCGCUGCCGCCGCCGCCGCCGUCACGGUGGAGCAGCGCGGCCGCUUCGAGUACCCGCCGCCGCCGGUGAGCCUGGGAGGUGCCGGCCACGCCGCGCGGCUGCCCAACGGCCUCGGGGGCCCCAACGGCUUCCCCAAACCAGCACCGGAGGAGGGACCCCCGGAGUUGAACCGUCAGAGCCCCAACUCGUCGUCAGCGGCGGCGGCGUCGGUGGCGUCUCGGCGUGGGACGCACGGGGGGCUGGUGACUGGGCUACCCAACCCGGGGGGUGGCGGGGGACCCCAGAUCGCCGUGCCCCCCAACCUUCUGCCGCAGACGCUGCUUAACGGCCCCGCCAGCGCGGCUGUACUGCCCCCGCCCCCACCCCACGGGCUGGGAACUCGUGGGCCCCCCACGCCCGCGCCGCCGGGGGCACCUGGGGGCCCUGCCUGUCUCGGGGGCGCCCCGGGCUCUUCGGCCGCGGCGUCGUCUACCGCGUCUUCCACCUCCUCGUCGGUGGCAGAGGUGGGCGUGGGUGCUGGUGGCAAGAGGCCCGGGUCGGUGUCGAGCACCGACCAGGAGCGCGAACUGAAGGAGAAGCAGCGCAACGCGGAGGCCUUGGCCGAGCUGAGCGAGAGCCUGCGCAACCGCGCGGAGGAGUGGGCCAACAAGCCCAAGAUGGUCCGAGACACUCUGCUCACGCUGGCGGGCUGUACGCCCUACGAGGUGCGCUUUAAGAAGGACCAUUCGCUCCUAGGCCGUGUCUUCGCCUUCGAUGCUGUUUCCAAGCCUGGGAUGGACUACGAGUUGAAGCUGUUCAUUGAAUACCCCACCGGCUCAGGCAACGUGUACUCCAGCGCAUCCGGUGUGGCCAAGCAGAUGUAUCAGGACUGCAUGAAGGACUUCGGCCGGGGCCUGUCCUCCGGCUUCAAAUACCUGGAAUACGAGAAGAAGCACGGCUCCGGGGACUGGCGCCUGCUUGGGGACCUGCUGCCCGAGGCCGUGCGCUUCUUCAAGGAGGGUGUGCCCGGUGCAGACAUGCUGCCCCAGCCCUACCUGGAUGCCAGCUGCCCCAUGCUGCCCACGGCGCUGGUGAGUCUCAGCCGCGCCCCUAGUGCACCUCCAGGGACAGGGGCCCUGCCCCCAGCCGCGCCGUCGGGCCGGGGCACAGCCUCCAGCCUGCGCAAGAGGAAGGCAUCCCCUGAACCCCCGGACUCAGCCGAGAGUGCCCUGAAGCUGGGCGAGGAACAGCAGAGGCAGCAGUGGAUGGCAAACCAGAGCGAGGCACUGAAGCUCACCAUGUCUGCGGGGGGCUUUGCGGCGCCGGGGCAUGCGGCUGGGGGUCCGCCUCCACCGCCCCCACCCCUGGGACCCCAUUCUAACCGGACCACCCCUCCAGAGUCCGCCCCCCAGAACGGUCCGUCCCCUAUGGCUGCCCUCAUGUCGGUGGCAGACACUCUGGGCACGGCGCACUCGCCCAAGGACGGCAGUUCCGUGCACUCUACCACUGCGUCCGCGCGGCGAAACAGCAGCAGCCCAGUGUCGCCCGCCUCUGUGCCGGGGCAGCGCCGCUUGGCAUCACGUAAUGGGGACCUGAAUUUACAGGUGGCGCCCCCGCCGCCUAGCGCCCACCCGGGCAUGGACCAAGUGCACCCCCAAAACAUUCCGGAUUCCCCCAUGGCCAACAGCGGACCCCUCUGCUGUACCAUUUGCCACGAACGUUUGGAGGACACACAUUUUGUUCAGUGCCCAUCCGUCCCCAGCCAUAAAUUCUGCUUUCCUUGCUCUAGAGAGAGUAUCAAGGCCCAGGGGGCCACUGGUGAGGUGUAUUGCCCCAGCGGAGAGAAAUGCCCCUUAGUUGGGUCGAAUGUACCUUGGGCCUUCAUGCAGGGCGAAAUCGCGACUAUCUUAGCUGGGGAUGUUAAAGUGAAAAAGGAGAGAGACCCUUGAACCACAGGGCAGCCACCUCUUUUGCCCUAGACCAGCUCCUCUCCAAUCCAGAGGGCCCCUCCCCCCCACUCCACCUUCCCUUCCCACACCCCCAAGAUGUAGAAUUGUGAAUAUAACUGCAAAAAGUUAGUCUUAUGUAUAGACAUUAUUUUCGUCGUAUGUUUCUAUAUUUUGAAACAAAGGUAUGUAACUUCUUCAUUUGAAGGAUAAGCUGGUUUGUGUUAAGCAGUUUAAUAUUGGUUGGGUCAUUCGCAUCAUAUUCGUUAGCAUUUAUUUGGCGGCAGAAUGUUUGCCUAGGUACAAAAUUAAUAGCCCUUAGCAACGACUGCUGCUGGUGUGUAUUUUUGUAAAUGUUAUGCACUCUGAAAGGAAAAACACAAAAGAAAAAGACUUUUUUUUUUUUUUGCCAAGGCCAGUGUUGCUGCCUAAAAAAAAAAAAUAAUGAUGAUGCUAUAAAAUGGUGAAAGCGUCUUUUCUAAACAGCCCCAAGUGUUGAAGUCUUCACUUUAUUUUCUGUUCUGUUUUGUUUUGUUUUCUUGUUUUGUUUGCAAAAUGGUAAGGGGGGUGUUGGGGGGACGGGGUGUUUUUUGUUGCAAGUUUGUGAGGGGAAAUGUUUUGGUUUGUUUCUACUGACCUGAAUGUGUUGGAUCUUCAUGUGUUGUUUUGUUUCUGCUUUAUUGAUGCACGGAUGCUUUUGAACCGUAGAGCGAAAUGCUAGACAUGGAGAAUCUGCUCUGUUUGUCCUUUAUACAUUUCUGUAGUUAACAGAACACUGUAAUGUGCCUUGGAGCUUAGUAACUUGUAAUAAAUUCAAUUGAUAUUAA
Chinchilla lanigera (long-tailed chinchilla) is the source of this 3272-nucleotide messenger RNA. It is a transcript of the gene Irf2bpl, whose product is annotated as interferon regulatory factor 2 binding protein-like. Gene Ontology annotation, molecular function: transcription corepressor activity. The transcript has a single exon. The record is from RefSeq and is a predicted model, not a curated record. NCBI's taxonomy places the organism in Eukaryota, Metazoa, Chordata, Mammalia, Rodentia, Chinchillidae. Gene Ontology annotation, biological process: regulation of transcription by RNA polymerase II. Bases 94 to 2448 code for a protein of 784 amino acids. Gene Ontology annotation, cellular component: nucleus.